Messenger RNA from Austrofundulus limnaeus, 4681 nucleotides. It is a transcript of the gene gfra3, whose product is annotated as GDNF family receptor alpha 3. NCBI's taxonomy places the organism in Eukaryota, Metazoa, Chordata, Actinopteri, Cyprinodontiformes, Rivulidae. Gene Ontology annotation, biological process: nervous system development. Gene Ontology annotation, cellular component: external side of plasma membrane; signaling receptor complex. The record is from RefSeq and is a predicted model, not a curated record. Gene Ontology annotation, molecular function: signaling receptor activity.
CUGGAUGAAGCAGGAGACGGGUCACUGAGCUGCAGAGAGCCGGGCGCCACUUUCCUCCGUUCCCCGCAACUCUUGAGUCCCAUGUCCCCGGACAGGAUGCUGCUCAUCGGACUCCUGCUCAGUGUCUUCUCUCAAGGUAGCCUGGCAGUGUCUGCAUCUUUGGACUGUCUGCUGGCGGAGCAGGGCUGCAUGCAGGAGCCGUCCUGCACGGGCAUCUACCGACUCCUGGAGUACUGCGCGGCGGAGGAAGCCGUGUCGCCCCUCGGCUCGGAUGCCCGCCUCGAGUGUCUGGAGGCCCAGAACGCGCUUCAGCAUUAUCGCCCCCUUCAAGUCUGCAAAUGUCAGCGUGGCUCACGCAGGGAGGAACACUGCCUCAAGGUGUACUGGACUGUGAGAUUUGCAGCAUAUGAUGAGUAUGAGGUGUCCCCAUAUGAGGAACUGAAGUUAAAUCUGGUGAGGAACAUCGAGAUGUCUCGUAUGGCCUCCAUCAUGUCAGCUUCCUCUCUUUCUUUGGAUGGCCAAAACCAGUGUCUGAAGGCAGCCCAGGACUGCGGCCUGUAUGAGAAAUGCGGCUCUCUGCGAUCCGAGUACGUCGUGGCGUGCACCAAGCGGGCGACCGCCACCGACAACAGCUGCAACCGCCAGAARUGCCACAAAGCCCUGCGGCGCUUCUUGGAGCGCGUACCAGAGGAGUACAGCUUCGCCCUGCUCUUCUGUCCCUGCUCUGACACGCUGUGCGGAGAGCGGCGGAGGAAAACCAUCGUGCCGUCGUGUUCCUACGAGGAGAACGCGAGAGGGGAGGACAGAGCGGGGAAGCCCAACUGCCUCAGCCUGCAGAACUACUGCUCCAGAGACGAGCUGUGUAGAUCUCGGUUUGCAGAUUUUCAACACAACUGCCAGCCCUCCUCUGUUUCUGCCUCUGGCUGUGUGCGUGAGAGCAGAGCCAUGUGCCUGAAGGCUUACACUGGACUUAUAGGAACCAUCAUGACUCCAAACUAUGUGAGUAACAGCAGCACUGAGGUGUCCCAGUGGUGCACGUGUGAAGGCAGCGGGAACGAUUGGCAGGGCUGUCAGCGCAUCCUGCAUAUGUUCAGCAGCAAUGCGUGUCUGCGCAGCGCCAUCAGCUCCAUGGGAAUCGCUGCUCCUCCUCCGGCGGAGCUCACUCCUGUGCCAGUUUCUCAGCCCUCCCCUCGCGUUCACCAGGAGAGGGUUCCCGUCAGCGUUAACACCCUCCCCGAAUUCAACAGCAUGGACGACAGCGAGGAAGAGGAAGGGGAAGAGGAAGCGAGCGAGGAAUUCAACGUUAUCCCUCCAUACUCUGAGAAGAACUCCAACACCGAAUCGGGUGCCAGAGGAAGUCAGCGGGGGAAAGCUAGCCAAGCGGCGCUUGCAUUGCCAUUACUGCUGCUGCCAACUCUCAUCUUGGGCCGGGAGUGCUGGAACCACUGAGGCUCCGCUCCUAUUGUCAGCUUGCAUUUUCUAAUCGCUACCGCUGUCGAAUCCAUUGCAGCCCUCACAAGUGAACCACGGAGGACAGCGACGCAGAAGAAGUGUACAUGCUCAUGUUUGUCUUUCAUCUCUUAUAACACUUCUAUUUUAAUACACCAACUUGAUUUCUUUUCUUUAUAGUUUUUGCCUCCUGAGCCUUCUCAAGAUAUACAAGAUACCUUUCAUCCUUUAAUGAUUUUUUGCUCGAGURAGUUUCCUUAAAAGGAAGGGAACAACAUGAGCAGAUGUGGAAAAAAAGGGGCCGAUGUGAAAAGUGCUGUCUGGGCAAACGCUCCAUAUAGAGCAGUACUUUUAACAAGAAGCACAUCACCCAAGGCCACGUUCAGCAUACAUGCACUCUAAAACUAAACCCGGGGCUCGGGCACAGUUUCUCAUUUCUAUUUCAUGACUCGUCGUGUCGCAUCCGUUUCUUCGCUGCCCCUUUCCCAUUCCCGUUUUCAUGGUGCAAGCUGAGCAAGAUAAUCCCCUUUAUGAGAAGCUAAUAAGAGAGUAAGCUAAACUGCUUUGUAAAGAAAAUCAAAGGGAAACUCUUUAAAAUCACUUCAUUUAAAAGGGGAAUGAGAUUCAAACCAGUGCGUUGUCACAUUUGCCUCACUUUGUGCACCGAAAAGCAAAUUYGCCUUGCUUUCCCGUAUUUUUAUUUUAUCCUUAUUUUUUUAUUUCUUUUCCUGAAAAUCACAAAGCUUAGUGUUAUUCCUAUCACACCGAGCAACUGAGAAUUCAACCACGGGCGAAAGUAAUGAGAUCAAAUUCCAUUGCUGAAAUGGUACGGAGAGAGAGGCAACAUAAGCAAUUACAGCACAAUUCAAAUUGCUGGUACAUUGGGGGAGUCUGGAGCGGGGCUCGUGCAGGGGGAAAAGCCAAUUUACUGCUGUCAUACCCUCUCACUUUUUAUCCUUAGGAGAUCUGUUUUCAGGGCUCCUUCCCCAACAUGUACUUUAGAUAUUUUGAGAGCAAAUUGAAGAGAUAGGGAUGGACACACGAGGCCGUUAAAACCCACUGGCUGCUAUGAUCAUUGAGCAGCACAUUUAGCCAUUCUCUCUGCCUGAAAUAUCUUUUGCUGAUGGUAAUGGUUUUUCSUCUUAUGGCUCAUUUUCCUGUGAAAUUAGGGAGCUGCACGAACGCCGGUAAAGAGAAGUACGGGGAAGUUUUAAGACAGGAGGGAUAAACUUGUCUGAUCUGAUGAUCAGGCUUGAGCUCUGCAAGAAGAGUUUUUUUUCCCCCCAUCAUGUGGAUUCACAUUUAUAAGUCUUUUUAUGCAAUGUCAUAGCAUGGGGAAGUUUCUUGGAGGUAUCACAAAGGAGAUCCCACUGCUGGAUUUAUUCAUAGAAUGGGUUAUUACCAUGAACUUUGUAGGCAAAUGGAUGGAGACAGAAUGGCACUGGAAGCAUGCGAGCGCUGCUCCACUGAGUCCAGGUCUUUCUUUUCAUUUUCCAGAAGUUGAUGUUAAACUUUAAUUGGAUGUUGUGAGGUCAAUAGAUAUGCAGUGACUGUUGCUUGCUUUAAGGCAACGUGGCAUCAUGCUGGUUUUUCCCCCAACUGUAUUCCUGUUGAGAGAAGCAACAGAGUGGAAGAGGGAAAAGGUCAGUUUGCUAGCUCUAAAAAUGGCUGCAAGCUUAGUUAACGAAAACAAGUAAUUGUUUGGACAGAAUACCUGAACUUAAACUACAUUUUGAUAAGCAGCCAGUGUUAUCGUUUGUUUACUUGACCUCAGAAAUAGACAAGCCAAACAUGCAAAAUGAUACAUGAUUCAGUAUGAAGUCACACAUCAGUAACAGCAGCUCUGGAUGGAAUCCAGUGUGYUCAGGCCUUAAAGGGAUACUUCAGAUCUUUUGAAGCGGGGUUCUGKGGAAACAUUAUGAACACUUAUAAUCUUACCUGUUGUGGAUAGCUGUUUGGAUGAUAUCUGAGAAAGAAAUGGUGAUUAUUUUGACCAGAUUGAUCAACGAGACUGAGUGAGGUCAAGACCAAAGUGUGUUACUGUCAUUUUAAAACAACUCCAGUUUCCCAAAUUUUGUAAAGAUUUUACGCAAACACAAUUGUUUGACCCUUUUGAUUGCCAUCAAUUUUGCAGUAGUUUGCAUAAAAUUCUGUGGGGAUUUGUUAGUGCAAACUGUAGCAAUUUGUGCUUUCUUGUGACAGUUCCAGCAGGGAUACCAUAGCUCUUCUGCCAGAACAUUCAUGUAGAACAGAGGUGGGCUGUUCAUUUCCUCAAAGGGCCUCUUAGGUAACUGGGACUUUUGCAGAAGACCAGACCAACAGGCUAAACCUAAUUAUGCAAAAAUAAAAAUAAGAUACCAUACAAAUCUGAACUGGUUGUAUUGAGAAUUUCAAUUUUAAAUUUGUGAUUAUGGUAGCAGAGUUUACCAAACAUCUUUUUGAAAACUCCCCAUCAGAGAACAUUUGAUUUUUUUCCCUAUUCUAUGACAUAAAACCAGUUUCAAAAUAAAAGCUGAGUUUUCUGACUGUAAAGAGAUGGUAAAUGGAUCAGAUGUGGCUCAUGAGUCAGAAAUGCCUAGCUCUGGUGUUUUAUCAGAACUGAUGGCGAUGUACAGAUUUGCACAAUAAUGUUUACAUGAACUGCUUUGUCAUURUUGUGUUUUAUUUUAGACUGAAGAGACCUAAAACAGCCGCAAAACAUUUUAUUUUUAGCCUCUCUCUGACUAGCCAUUAGCUCAUUAAUCAUGUCAGAAUUAAACAUUUCUCUUCCAAAAGGAGUCCAUUCUAAGAUCUAUCUACAACAGGUAAGAUAUUGUUUAUCACCCAUCCACAGAAGCCCAGCUUCUAAAGAUCAGAACGAUCUCAUGUUAACAUGAGUUUACAUGUAUUUCCAAAUUUUAGUAGGUUUGUUUAUAUUUGUAAACUAUGUAAAGUUAUUGUUCAUGUCAAACAUGGGUCCUGUUUAUGGAGGAGUUUUAAAGAAGAAAAGUUCUCCGUUCAUAAAUAUGAAUCUUGCUGGGGGGGAAGCAAAGUUGUAAAUAUUUCCUAAAUUAAACAGUUUGUAGUGUAAAGUGGUGAGACUCUGUACAGUCCUGUUUCACAUGUUCACUCUCCUGUAAAAACAUCCAACAUGGCAAAUAAUUCUGACUAUAACGUGUUUUGACUGUCAUUUUGUGCCAUAGCAACAACUAUGACAAUUUGUUCAAAGAAUAAAGGUCUCAUUGGAUUUUUU